Molecule: messenger RNA, 2347 nt
Organism: Adineta ricciae
Lineage: Eukaryota; Metazoa; Rotifera; Eurotatoria; Adinetida; Adinetidae
Source: the annotation of a GenBank genome assembly
AUGUUUUCUACAUGGAGCUCAUCUACUUGGACUAUCCUCACUCUACUACUUGGAGCUGUCUCUUGUGUGUUAUUCAUAACUACAAUUACUUUAGCAGUCUUAUAUGGCAUUGAGAGAAACGAUAUCAAAGAAUCAAUAAAACUCGAUAACAAUACUAGCUUUUGUUUAACUCCAUACUGUAUCAAUGCAGCGAAUUAUCUUCUACAAAGCAUUGAUGAGUCUGUUGAUCCAUGUGAAAAUUUCUAUAACUUUACAUGUGGUAAAUGGAUGAAUAAAUCGGUCAUACCAGAUGAUGAGUUGGAUGCCAGUGUUUUGACAAGUUUGGCUAACGAGUUGAAUCAACGUAUUAUUGAUCUGUUGACCACUUCGUCGACGAACAAUAAUGAACUACAAUCGAUUUCAAAUGCUCGGAUUCUCUAUGCUUCGUGUAUAAACGAAGAUGCCAUCGAGACAGAUAGUUUGAAAACUAUCCUUUCAUUUAUCGAUACGGAACUUGGCGGAUGGCCAAUUAUAAAAGGAUCAAAUUGGAGUACUCUCAAUUACAGUCUAGAAAAUCAAUUAUUACGUUUAACUCUCUACAGUCUUUAUCCACUAUACACAACAGCAACAACAGUCGAUGCAACCAAUUCAUCUUUAUACAGCAUUUUCAUUGGUCAAAGUCAGUUAAAUCUGCGAACAAAAGAAGUAUACGCUGCUGAAAAUAGUAUCACAAUUCUAUAUCGUGAAGUAAUACGUGAUAUAGUGCUUGAAUUAACUAAUAUUACAUUGGAUAUCGAUACUGACAUUGCUGACAUGUUUGCGUUAGAGAAAAAUAUUGCUCAAUAUGUCUGGACACCAACAGAUCUUAUUAAUCGAGCCGCUGAAAACUUUCAAAUAUCAAUAGAUAAUGUGACAAAAUUUGAUUUCUCUGGUUACAUCCGUCGGUUAUAUCAAUCAGUUGGUUUGAAUCUAACCGAAACAGAUAGGGUCAGUGUUAAUCAAAUUGAUUAUCUACAUAAUGUAUCAAUGAUCAUUAAUCAAUCCUCUCCACGUGUAGUACAAAACUAUCUUGUUUGGUGUUUUGUAUUCGAAAUGAUUGAUUAUAUGCCAAAACGAUUUCAAGUGAUAAAGCAAAAGUUAAAUGAUCUAAUGUUAGGAACAUCUACUAAACAACUGCGAAGUAUCGAAUGUAGCACUUCUGUUAAUAAUGUAAUGGGUUUUGCUAUCUCAAGACUUUACAUUGAGAAGUAUUUCAGUGAGCAAACACGAAAUCAGUUGCUAGAACAAUAUCAAACAGUUCGAAAUGAAUUUAUCGAUAUGAUAGGUCAAGCUUCAUGGAUGGAUACUGUUUCAAAAAACAGAGCCGUGAAAAAGGCACAAGCAAUUCUUGUGAGUAUUGGAUAUCCUGAAUAUGUCGGCUCAGUUAAUGUAACAGAAUUAGAAAAUCAAUAUAUAAAUUAUAGAUUUAAUUUAUCAUACAUGUACAAUUCUCUCCUUGUGCGUCGACUUAUUGGUACACAAAAUCUACAAAAACUUCGCCAGCUUUCUCUUCGCACAACAUGGGAUUAUCCACCAACAACAGUGAAUGCCUUCUAUAUUCCACCUCACAACUCCAUCAUCUUUCCAGCGGGUUUCCUCCAGACACCUAUGUUUCAUGUUGAAGCACCUAGGUACCUCAACUUUGGUGGGAUUGGAAUGAUUAUGGCACAUGAAAUGACACAUGGUUUCGACAGCAGGGGUCGAUCCUAUGAUGAAAAUGGCAAUAUAGUUUCUUGGUGGACUAAUGAAACUAGUGUCGCAUUUGAACAAAAGAAACAGUGUAUCAUCGAUCAAUAUAGUAAUUAUACUAUGGCACAAGUUAACAUUCAGGUUGACGGUAUAUUGACACAAGCUGAAAAUAUUGCUGAUAAUGGUGGUUUGAAAGCGUCUUUUUAUGCGUAUAAAAAAUGGGCGCAAGUAAAUCCGAAUAUUGAUAAGAAAUUACCUGGUCUACAAAAGUAUUCAGCGGAACAACUGUUCUUUAUAAACUUUGGAUAUAUGUGGUGUUCGAAAGUACGAGAUUCAUUUCAAGCAAUUUUAAUGGAAACGGAGGCUCAUGCUCCAGCUAUGUUUAGGGUGAUUGGGACAACAUCAAACUUUAUUGAGUUUGAUCGAGUAUUUGGAUGUAAACCUGGUCAAGGUAAUAGUCGAAUAAACAAAUGUACAGUUUGGUAAACACAUUGUUUCACACUGACCAUUCUUUUUUCUUUCACUUUUCUACAAUACAAAUUAACGAUAUACAGGGUUGGAAAAAAUGUUUUGAUAGGGGGGUACUACCAUAUUUUCAAAAAGACUUAAUAAUGAAUUUUACACCACAUGAAACCCCGUA